This is a messenger RNA of Orussus abietinus, 2730 nucleotides long. RefSeq lists its product as uncharacterized. Bases 259 to 2217 code for a protein of 652 amino acids. Lineage: Eukaryota; Metazoa; Arthropoda; Insecta; Hymenoptera; Orussidae. Gene Ontology annotation, biological process: exocytosis. Gene Ontology annotation, cellular component: Golgi to plasma membrane transport vesicle. The transcript is spliced from 8 exons. Gene Ontology annotation, molecular function: guanyl-nucleotide exchange factor activity. The record is from RefSeq and is a predicted model, not a curated record.
CCGGCGCGUUAGGUCGCUACGUCCGGAUGAGUAGGUACGGGGCGACGCCGCGAAGGAUACCCGCGGCACACCGGGGCUACCUGGCGACGCCCGGCGUCCAUACCCGCAGCGACGCCCGCCGCUCGUCGAGGGACAGUCGGGGAGGCGCCGAGUGAGUGGUUUCCAAGAUACUCGUCCAGGAACCUUCCGUGGACUUCCUGAACUCCCGACCGGGGCUUCUUCAGGUUCUCCCGCAUAUCCUGGAAUCGAGUUUACAGGAUGAGACAGGGAGAGCAGCCGCACCCUCCUCGACGUCCUCGCGAGCUCGUCGACCGGGAGCCGACCUCGAUGAGCUCGACGACCUCGAUGGACCCUGACGUAGCCAGCGAAUCUGCUAGUGGUAGCAACGGAUAUGCCUACAGACCCUUGACGACGAGGCAUCGUCGAGCCGGCAGCACCGGGACCACCGGCGACGAGGAGUACACCAGCGACGAAGAGGAGCUCUACGGCGACGAGGCCGAGUCGGCGGGGUGUCCGUCUCUGCAUGCCUCUCAGCCCGUGGGUGGCAUCCUCAGGUCCGACCUCGCUAGGGCGGCCACCGACCUCUUCGGCUACGCCGAGAAAGAGGAGCACACCGGCCUCUUCGACGAGGAGGACUCCGAAUUCAACGCUUCGCCCCGGCCGAGCAGGCCAGCGAGCAAGCCGUCUCUUCUGGGCCAGCCAGGAUCGACUCGUGGGGUCGGUCGGCUCUUCAACGGGGUCGUCAGGAUCUCCAAGGAGUCCAAGGUGGACCCUGAGAAGCCCGAGGUGGCGGUCGCCGAGAGGAAGAGGUCCUGCAGCCCGGAAUGCUCCGAGAGGAAGGAGCCCUCCACUCAUCCGGACCCCGACGAAGAGGUGCUCCAACCUGAAGGACCCUCUGCCGCUUCCGAGACCCUUCAAUCCACCGGCAGGAAUCACGUCGACCUGGAUGUACAUCCUCCUGGGAAAGGAGACGAACCCGGAGGCCCUGCUCCUGGAGUCAGGGAGGAGAAACGCGCCAGGUCAUCCUCGCCGACUGCUUUGCAAAGGGAGAGGGCCUUGUCCGAGGUCAGGGAACAUGCGGUGGCCAAACUGCAGGAUGAGGUCCGUCGUGUUCGGGAGGAGCUCAGGAUCAAGGACGAGGAAGUCACUCGACUCACGAGGAUCAGACAGGACGUCGAGGCUGAGCUGGAGGACCUCACCGCCAGCCUCUUUCAGGAAGCCCACAACAUGGUGCGGGAGGCGAACGUGCGCCAAGCGACAGCGGAGCGCCUCUUCGAGGAGAGUCGCAUGAAGGCGGAGGUCCUGGCCGCCGAAGUGGCCGCCCUGAAGACGCUGGUCCUCACGUCGACCCCGGCGAGGCCCAACAAGCAUCUGCACCCUCAGAUCGACGCCCGGGGAAGAACGGCGCCCGUCACGCCAGUCACCGCGACGCCGAUCACCACGGCCACGACGACAACCGCGAUCACCACGUCGGCGACCGCGACGUCGCCCGCAAACUCCGAAGACACGCAACCGGGCCUCUUCGCCCUGAGGAGGCAUCGCAGAUCGCCAUCGCACUUCAACCUGAAGUACGGCCGCGAGAACUCGCCCCCGGACUCGCCAUCCGGGAAGGAGCAACGCCUCUCCGGACCCGAGAGAGAGGUUCUCGUCGACGGGACCUGGUGCAUGGACCGCGUCGACGGAGGCCGGGGUGACCGGGACGAGCCCGGAGGCAGAUUCCCCGGGGAACGGGAUGCCGAUUUCGGACUCGAGGUCGACCCGAGGGUGCACGCCGAGUUCCUCAGCUGGAAGGCCAAUCCGAGGCUCGACAAGGAUGACCCCUUCGUCGCCAGGAUCUUCCGCGAGGACAUCGACCUGUGCCUCGACUUCCCGAACGUCCUCCUCGGGGCUAGGGUCAAGCAGGCCGUGCUGGACGGAAUCGUCUUCAUCGAGGCCGUCAGCGACAAGGCUGGACCGUCAUUCCCCACGACGUGUGCCCUCCUAGAGACGCCUCGUCGGUGUCGCUACCGGAUGAGGCUCGGCGAUCAGGAGAAACAUUGGCACAGCAUAUCCAGGGUCUGCCGUAAUAGGAUCAUCGCUGUCUGUGACUGCCUGAAUUACCUGCGGUACAUUGAACGAGGUCUGGUGAAGAGUUCAGUGCAAGACAUGUAUUGGGAGAUCACUCGACUGCGAAAGGACAUCGUGCUGGCCAGACUGGGAUUGGCAUUUUGCAAUUAAAGGAUUCGUGCUCUCUGAUUAGACGAUAAUCUACGCUUGGAAGCCUCGCAAGACCCUUUGUAAGAACUUUGAGAGGCCUCAAGCUUUCUCUCUUGUCUUUCACCGAGUCUUCCCAUCCUGUGAACGAGCAACGGAAAGGAGACUCGAUACAAGAGCUUCACCAGGAAUCGCAUGACCGAAGCGGGACAAGUACUCUCCUGACUAGUUAUUGUUAUGUAAAUAUUUUAAAUAUUUAGCGGAGACUCUGACAGGUCGGAAUAAUUAAUGUCACAGGUGCUCCCUUUGGUGGACAUCCCAUGGAGAACCGUUCUUAUACUCCGUUUUAAUAAGCUAAGCAUGGCAACUUGUGAAUAAAAUGUACAUUCAUAGCGGGAAGCACAGUAAGAAUAUUAACGUCAACAUUGCUGCGCGAUUUGGCUACGUAACAAAAAAAAAUAAAACCAGUGUUGAAUAUUAGUAACCUAACAGUUACAGUGUUAAAUACUCGCGAAAUAUAACGUUACAAUCCGACCA